AUGAACCUCGAAUCUCUCCUCUUACUGCUCGUCCCAAUGGGAGUCCUGUCUCAACGUAUUCUUGGCUGUCGUAUGCCAAACGGGGCCUUAAACCCAAGCCCAAACAUAUGUAAUGCUGCUGGUGGCAGCUUCAGGCAGGUCAAAGCCGGGCCAGGCUGCUGUACCAACGGGCGGGAAGGCCCUGCUGUUACCGAGGCCCGAUUCGCCAAUGGGUGCAAUGACAAUGGCGGACAUAUCGGCUCUGGCGAAGUUCUAGCUACCAGCUGUUAA
Molecule: messenger RNA, 270 nt
Organism: Fusarium tjaetaba
Lineage: Eukaryota; Fungi; Ascomycota; Sordariomycetes; Hypocreales; Nectriaceae
Product: secreted in xylem 14
Exons: 2
Coding region: 1-270 (89 amino acids)
Source: RefSeq, a predicted model, not a curated record